UGAUGACGUCACAAUAACUGUCGUUCAGACAAUACAAGAUGGGCGUAUGCAAGAAUGAUUUCGAAGAAAUGGUGGCUGAUCUGGAUUGUGGUUCUAUGUACAGAUAGUGUCUUCAGUAAAAGCAACAUACAACUUGGAUGCUUCAAACCGUCCAAAUCGGUCCUUCUCAAGAGCUACACACAACGGCCAUUUGAUAAUCAAGGAACCGGCCAUGGUUGGUGUGUGACACUCUGCAGUAAGGGGAAAUAUACCUUCGCAGCGAUCCAGCUGUACUAUCAGAUGUGCGGAUGCGGUCACCGGCUGAAAGAUUCCAUUCGCGUUCCCAUAAAGCAAUGCACCAGUCCGUGCGACGACAGGGGGAGGUGUGGCGAACCAGACCUAGCGAUAUUUUAUGUUUUAGAUGCACCUCCGACCAAUCAUGGCCUGCUGGGUGAUUCUGGACAAUCUACAGACAAAGAAGAUGGUGUCCGUGCAAGGUCUGCAAGUAAAGAGUUCACAGGAAGCCUCAACCAGCUGCUUCUCCUGGGAGGCGUGGUGGGGGCAGCGGUGACCCUGCUAGCGAUCAUCGUACACUGCGCCCGGGUGUCCAGAAAAAGGUCCCGUCUUCUCAAAGUGUACAUUGCCCAGCUGAAACGAGGCGAGACCGACGCGAUUCCACCUCCCAGUACAGUCGCAAUUAGCAACGAACUCUGCCUCAGCUUCUUCUGUUGUUGCUAUGGCAAACAACAGGACGACCUUGAAUACGAUGAACUUUUGAAUGACCUUGACAUUGAACCCACACACCGAAGAUCUUUUAAUGCGAAGGUCAAUCAAUAUUUAAACAAAUGUGAGGCUGAGAAAAAGGAGAACAGAGAAGAGUUGCGAAACAUAUUAAGGAGUCUGUCUAGGAGCAGUUCCGUGGCCAAGGCCCGGAGCUCUAUCCGGAGUCUAGCGGAACUGUAUCUCAAGUCCCGGAGGGAGAAGCAGCAUUCGGAUUCUGCUGCUGACCUGUCGGAUCAGUCCCAAGUGUCUCUCCGAGACGCAAUAAGCUGCCCCUCCCGAGUUGGGGGCCGUAACAAAAACUCCUCGGCGUCUCCCAACGUGAAGACAUUCUCCAGCCAUUCCUCGAGAAUGCCCAUGUACACGAAAAACAGCCUCCGACAUGGCUCCAAACACACGGAGCCAGUGACAUCACCUGCAGGUCGAAGUGGUCAGGAUGUCAUAGCAGACGAUGACACAUUGACUAGCCAAUCCAGUUUCCCCAGUCGUCUGCUGCCGCUGUUAUGUAGGCCAAGGAACUACUCGAAAAGUAGCUCCGCAAAAAGACACAGCCGGGGAAGUAAAACGCGUCGUUCCCGCUCCCCGCGUCUGGUGAGAAUGAAAGGUGAGGGGUUAAACUCCAGCGAAUCCCAGUCCGAGUGACCAGACAUUUGUAUUUGUCGGACAGUCAGAAUGUCUCGAUUAUUUUGUUGAUCUGAUCCGAUUAAAACCACAGAGUGACGUUGUUAUAUACCGUUUCUGUAUGGAUUUUACAAAUACAAAUAGUGUGAACUGAC
Messenger RNA from Haliotis rubra (blacklip abalone), 1535 nucleotides. RefSeq lists its product as uncharacterized. Lineage: Eukaryota; Metazoa; Mollusca; Gastropoda; Lepetellida; Haliotidae. Bases 55 to 1401 code for a protein of 448 amino acids. The record is from RefSeq and is a predicted model, not a curated record. The transcript has 7 exons.